AUGAGUCUGAGGCGAGGUCACUCUUGUGUCUUUUGCCAACAGCGCAAGGUCCGCUGUGAUCAGCAGAAGCCGUGCUCCAACUGUAUUCGGGCACAGGCGGAAUGCAAAGUGGUCGCGCCGCAGCCUGCAAGACGAAGAAAAAAGAAAUUACUCGAGCGAGAUUUGAUUGAACGACUCAAGAAGUAUGAAGCGCUCAUGACCCAGCAUGGUAUUGACUUUGAUUUAUUUGGCAAUGUUGGGGAUGAGGCAACCGAAGUAGACACUGAAGCCGGAGCAAGGGAAGCUCCGCCGGAGAGCAGUGCUCAAGAUCGCAGCUCUCGGAGCGAAGGCUGUCAGAGGCGCUCCAAGUGGUUUGCAUAUUACGAUGAAUAUCGGACGACAUAUGACUUGCUACAAAACUCCGAUGAUGACGGGACUGACCCGCCUCCAAUUCAUCAUGCCUUCGACAAGAUGUUCAUCAAUGAAUCUGAUGCAUUCCCCUUUGGCGUGGGUGGCUCGCCGACGCGCAUAACCCAUUUGCACCCAUCAGCGAUUCAGAUUUUUCAGCUCUGGCAGGUUUAUAUCAGCAAUGUAAAUUCAUUGCUGAAAAUCAGUCAUAUAUCUACCCUGCAGACUCAAAUUGUUAGAGCAAGUGCCGACUUGUCAAAAGUUUCCAAACCACUCGAAGCCCUUAUGUUCAAUAUUUAUCUCAUCGCCGUGAAAUCUUUGACAGACGAAGAGACCCAAAGUACCUUUGGCGAGCCAAAAGAAAUCAUGCUUGCUCGGUUCAAUCAAGCUGCACAGCAAGCCUUGGUCAAUGUGGGCUUCAUGAGAUCGAAUGAGCUGAUAGUACUGCAGGCUUAUCUCUUGUACCUUCACAGUGCUGGUCGUAAUGUUGAUCCUCGAACUAUGUUCUGUUUACUUGGCAUUGCCGUUCGUAUGGCAACUCGCAUAGGAGUACAUCGAGACGGUGCUCAAUUUGGCCUCUCACCCUUUGAGACUGAACAGCGACGAAAACUUUGGUGGCAGCUGGCUGCACUUGAUAAACGAAUGGCUGAAAUGACCGGCUCCUCCAUCACAGCUCUCUCUUCUUCUGGAUCGGACUGUCGCCUCCCACUCAACGUAAACGAUGCGGACUUGAACCUGCAUUCUAACGAGCCGCCAAAAGCAUGCAGCGGUCCAACAGAGAUGAUAUUUUGUCUCACACGUAUUGAGCUACUUAUUGCGGCUGAUCCAAACAGUAUUCGGCCCAAUUCGACAACCAUCAAGAAUCCACAAAAGCAUACCAACUCGGUGGUAUCUCCCGAUACAAGUAUUGGCGAAGGAUGCCGGCCAACCACCCGGGACCUGGAUCAAUAUUGCUCCUACAUAGAGUCAGUCUACCUGAUGGGCUGCGACCCGAAGGUUCCAAUUCAGCUUUUCGCCCUGAUGGCAACACGCAGUGCUCUCUGCAAACUUCAUGUUGUCGAAUUCAUGUGUCAAGGCAUACCCACAUCUAGUCUCAGCGAUGACGAGCGCGACGCCCUCUUUCUGACUGCCAUCAAGAUGCUAGAGUAUGACGAUGUGAUGUUUACUACGGAAAGUCUCCGCGGCUUCUUGUGGUACAUGCAGAUCCACGGACCCUUGCCGGGCUACAUCUUUCUCAUCAGCGAAUUGCGCGAACGAACAACGGGCGAGCUAUGUGAACGCGCAUGGAAAGCCAUCUGCAGCAAUCAUGAGCAUAGACAAUUCGUUCGCAACAUUGGAAACCCGAUGCAUGUUGCUUUCAUGCACGCUACACUCAGGGCCUGGGCUGCUCGGGAGGAAGCCGAGCUUCGACUUGGAAGAUCCCUCGAGCCACCUAAUCUUGUCACACUGCACAGACAGCUCACUGUAGACAUAAAAGCGUCUCGAAAAGGCCCUCAGCCAGCACAUAACGAAGGAGGUCUUGACUCCCCGCCUGUGGGUCGACAGUCUGGAUCAGGGAGAAUAGACCAGACUUCCGAAGCGAUCGUUGAUGACAACCUGAUGAUGCCCACUCUCGACCCUGCGACUGAUAUCUAUGGAGCUGCAUUCGGGAGUUACGAUCAGACGAAUUGGGCAUAUCUGAUGCAGCCUGGAGUGCUCGGCGAUUUUCUCCAUGGUUCGGGAACCCACUUCCCGCAGGGCGGUGGAUUCUGA
This is a messenger RNA of Penicillium maclennaniae, 2139 nucleotides long. RefSeq lists its product as uncharacterized. Gene Ontology annotation, molecular function: DNA-binding transcription factor activity, RNA polymerase II-specific; zinc ion binding; DNA binding. Gene Ontology annotation, biological process: DNA-templated transcription; regulation of DNA-templated transcription. The transcript is spliced from 3 exons. NCBI's taxonomy places the organism in Eukaryota, Fungi, Ascomycota, Eurotiomycetes, Eurotiales, Aspergillaceae. Bases 1 to 2139 code for a protein of 712 amino acids. The record is from RefSeq and is a predicted model, not a curated record.